Messenger RNA from Penicilliopsis zonata CBS 506.65, 1754 nucleotides. RefSeq lists its product as hypothetical. The coding region runs from base 63 to 1262 and encodes 399 amino acids. Gene Ontology annotation, biological process: protein localization to cell surface; attachment of GPI anchor to protein; proteolysis. Gene Ontology annotation, cellular component: GPI-anchor transamidase complex. The transcript has a single exon. Gene Ontology annotation, molecular function: GPI-anchor transamidase activity. Lineage: Eukaryota; Fungi; Ascomycota; Eurotiomycetes; Eurotiales; Aspergillaceae. The record is from RefSeq and is a predicted model, not a curated record.
CUAUUUUUUUUUUAAUUACCACAUUAGACGAGCCUCUACGAUAGGUUAUGACUUAGAUCGACAUGCGUUUCUCGAAUACUCUCGUCCAGGCGGUCUGUCUCGUCUGUCUGCUGGUGGUGCUGCCCGUCGCAGCCGAACACACGUCGAACUGGGCGGUGCUGGUGUCCACCUCGCGCUUCUGGUUCAACUACCGCCAUCUCGCCAAUGUCUUGUCACUUUACCGGACCGUCAAGCGGCUGGGGAUUCCGGACUCGCAGAUCAUUCUGAUGCUGCCGGAUGAUAUGGCGUGCAACCCCCGAAAUGCCUUUCCAGGGACCGUGUACAGCAACGCCGACCGGGCAGUGGACCUGUACGGAGAUAACAUUGAGGUGGACUAUCGCGGCUACGAGGUGACUGUCGAGAAUUUCAUCCGGCUGCUGACGGAUCGGCUCGACGAAGACGUGCCGCGGAGCAAACGUCUAGGGUCGGACGCCGGGAGCAACGUGUUGGUAUACAUGACAGGCCACGGGGGGGACCGGUUCCUGAAGUUCCAGGACUCCGAAGAGAUCGGGGCGUGGGAUUUGGCAGAUGCGUUCGGCCAGAUGUGGGAGAAGAAGCGGUACAAUGAGCUGCUCUUCAUGAUCGACACGUGUCAGGCGAAUACCAUGUACACCCAUUUCUACUCCCCCAACAUCAUUGCCACGGGCUCCAGCGCGCUCGACCAGUCGUCCUAUUCGCACCACGCGGACAACGACGUCGGCGUGGCGGUGAUUGACCGGUGGACAUACUACGUGCUAGAAUUCCUUGAGAAUCAGGUUACCAGCGCGAAUUCGAAGCUAACGCUGGGAGACUUGUUCGACUCUUACGACGAAUCGAAGAUCCAUUCCCAGCCCGGUCUGCGAUGGGACUUGUUCCCCGGCGGCGAGCAAGAGGGCCGUCUCCGCACCGUGGCCGACUUCUUCGGAAACGUGCAAAAUGUCGAGGUGGAAGACGGCAAUGUGACCGAGCCGGGCUCCCUCAAAAAGGAUCUGGACGAGAUCGCGCGCCUGGUGGAAAAAUGGCACCAACGCGACCAAGUCUACCAAUCGUUCCUUGACAAUAACCAGACUACUGAAAACCAGCAACACAUCUCUCCCCAACGCACUGUUCAGCGAAGGAACGCCGGGGCAACCAAAAUGUCCGACGAGAAAAGCUGGGAGAAACGCGCCAUCGGCGUCUCGGUGCUAGGCGCAUGCAUCGCCGUCUGGCUUACUGGAUCAAUCUUAGGCAGGACCUCAGCUUGAUCCUAAUACCAACCCGAAUUUCCCUGCUGAGUUGACUGCUCAGCCUGCCCUCUACUACAGCAUACUGCAACGUUAAAUAUAAGAGCGUCAAGUAUGAUGAAGAUUAUUAUUAUUCCUAUUAUCAUCGAAACCCAGACCUUGUUUUUAAAAAAAAAAAAAUCUGCGUCGCAAAUCACAUAAUGAUAAGUGCUAGCUGGUGCAUAUUUGAACCCGGAAUGGUCUCAACCUGGUAUCCUAAUGCUAGGGAUGGCUCCGCUUCAGAGCCAUUGGCCGAGUGACCGAAGACGCCAUGGACCUUACCUGGUAGCGAAUUACUAUCUAAGAUAUCGUCGUAUACGGACGGAGUGCUCUGUCGGUUCUUCAUGGGAGAUUGGUGUUCUUCUCCCACUGCCUAAUGCUUGCCGUUCAAUGCCUCAAUUGCGACAGCUCUUAGAUAUAGACUAGUUAUAGCUGCCACCAGAGGUAUAGACAAAUAUACGUGCUGAAAUACUC